Mus musculus (house mouse) is the source of this 9836-nucleotide messenger RNA. It is a transcript of the gene Tcf7l1, whose product is annotated as transcription factor 7 like 1 (T cell specific, HMG box). Gene Ontology annotation, cellular component: nucleus. The record is from RefSeq and is a predicted model, not a curated record. The transcript has 11 exons. Gene Ontology annotation, biological process: tissue development; regulation of transcription by RNA polymerase II; somatic stem cell population maintenance. NCBI's taxonomy places the organism in Eukaryota, Metazoa, Chordata, Mammalia, Rodentia, Muridae. Gene Ontology annotation, molecular function: beta-catenin binding. The coding region runs from base 7478 to 8851 and encodes 457 amino acids.
ACGACUAUGGUGCCACCUUUCCUUGUUCAUGGAUGUGUGUGCACCUGCAGGCAGAAGGAGGAGAAAACGGACCUGACCUGUGGAUUCCUGUCUACAAACUGCUUUUGCAGGAAGCCCUAGAGCAGGAGCCAGAGCCAUCUGCUCGAAGCCUAGCGAAGUGGGUUGAGUGUUCCAUGCUGUCCCUCCAGAUUUUAGGCCCUUCCUAGACCAGCACUUCCCAGGUGACACUGUGGGACAGGGUUCUGGAGUUCUAUAGCGUGAGUUUGGGAGCAUCCCCCAUUACCCCACACCCCAGUUCCACCUAGGACAGGUGCCUGGAGCCGGCACCAAGCCAACUGUGGUGAUGCUCAUGUGCCCUGUCUGGAGUCCUGCGGGAGCCCUCUGCACUUUUUGCCUAAUGAUCACUGUAUAGUGAUUGACUGGGCCUAGUGUCUGGAGCCUUUGUCUGAGCUCCUUGCAUCCCUCCCUGGGGACCAUUGUCUGAGUUGGUGGUUGUUAAUCCGCAGCCUCUGAGAAGCUGCCUGGCAAAUGGGAGGUUAAUGUGCAAACAGCAGGGAGCGUUGUCAGUGUGUGGGGUUGGACGGCAAGUAGGAGGGAAAUAGUUAAAAAUCCUAUUCAAGGCCCGGAGGGGAGGAGGGGUGGGCGAGGGAGCAGGCUCAGCCUUGUGUUAAUCUUACUGGAAUGUAACCAGUUCGGGCAGUUUCUGGCUUUGGUAUUGCCCUGUUGCUCAGGGGCCCAGUGUCUGGUCUCUGCCUCCUAAGCUUCCCAAAGGCUGAAGUCCUGGGGUCCCUUCUAUCUUGACCGUCUCUAGCAUCUUAAAGGAGCCCGACCAGAACAUCAGGAGGCUGCUAAAACCCGGAGAACCUCACAGCCCGCACCACAGAGGAAGCUCGGGGAGGCGGUUGUAUGGAGGAAUCGGAGGGGCAAGCAGAGAGAAUGUUUAGAGAAAAAGCCCCCAAACCUGUUUGGUCAGGCUUGUAUAACUGCCUGGAGGUCUGGGAAUGCAUGCCUAGGGGAAAGAGCUGCUCCUGGACACUAACAGCUAACAGUGCAGCCUGUGUGCGUUGCUGGAUAAGGGGGAGUCAGGGCGGGCGGGGGUCAGCUCACAAGUGGUGGUUUACUGCUUGACCGAGAGUGUGUUCAUGUCUGCUGCAAUUCACUGUUGAACUCUAAAACAGUCUUGUGUUGGUCUGGGCUGUGCCUCAUAAUAUCUGCAUAUUAAAAAUCCAUCCAGCUGGACACAGGAUUGGUGCACUUCCUCAUAUAGCCGUUGAGUCUUUGUUGGGGACGUUUAAGAAGUAAAUUUUAGGUUGAGUCAAUCGCUCUGUAAGUUCAAGUAUUGGUGUCAUUAGAAGGACCUGAGUUCAAGUCCCAGAGCACAUGCUGAAGAGCCUGGAGAUAGUGGGUGAGAACCCUCAGAUCUCAGCACCCAGGUAAAACACAUGGGGUCCGGAGUGGGCAGAGACGGGAUUGCUGAAGCUUGCUGGCUGAGAGUAACGCAAGUCUCAGGGAGGGACUCUUUUUCAAAGCCAUAAAGUACAGUGACAGAACAGGACACCCUCUGGUGCCAGCUGCAUGCUGUCCCUAUCAUCUGAGAACUAGGGAAGGAGAGACAGAUGCAUCCCUGGGGCUCACUUCCAAGUAGCCUAGCCUGCUGGGUGAGCCCCAGUCAAGUGAGAGACCCUGUCUCAGGGGACUGGAGAGCCGGCCCAGCAGUUAAAAGCAUCUGCUGCUCUUGCAAAGGAGGCCGCUUCUGUUCCAAGCACCCAUAUCAGGCAGCUUAAAAACUUUCUGUAACUCCAGUUCCUGGGGAUACAAUGCCCUCUUCUGGCUCCUGUAGGCACCAGGCAGUAAAUAUAAAUAAACAAACCCAAGGUAGGCAAUGCCUGAAAAAUGACACCUGAAAUUGACCUUGCUCCCAAUGUAGGUAGGUACACACACAUAAUUGAAGGGAUUGUGGGGGGGGGGAGAGAGAGAGAGAGAGAGAGAGAGAGAGAGAGAGAGAGAGAGAGAGAGAGAGAGAGAGGUAGGUAGGUGGUGGGCAGGUCUCUGUAAGUCCUCCUAGCCUCAUGCCUUUUCUGGCCAGCCCAGCAGCAGGGAAUGGGGGUACAAGGCCACCAUGAGUGUAGGCGUCCAAGUGGCCACUCUGCUAUUGGGAAACGGAAGGAAAUUGCGUGGCAGCCAGACCCUGGGGCUUCCUCACUCCGGGCUACCAUUUUGCUCACAAAAGUGAAAGCAGUGAAGGUUGCAACUAUAGAAAGGUCUCUAAGUCCCCAUUCGGCAUAAGGCACCUUUCCAGAACACAGGGCCAUAAGGCCCCAUGGAGCUAUUGAGCUGAUCCGGAACCCCACCUAGCUUGUAUAUUCAUCAAGGGAGCCCAGAUCCAAAAGCUCAGGCUCUGCCCAGCCCUGACCCUGUGGGUCACCCUUCUGCGCCCCACCCCCCCCCACUCCACCCCUCCGGCCUGCCCAGCAGACAGGACUCUGGAUUCUGUCUCUGUUGGAACCCACCAGCCAUCCGGAGAGUCCAACGUACUGAAUUUCAUUUCUUUCCCGCUCUUGAGUUUUCCAUGAUUUGGGAUUUGCAAAUGAUUUUCCUCUGGGAAUUUUUUAGGCCAUCCCAUGUAGGUGGCAUCUGACAUUUAAAAUCCUGUCGGUACCAUAUCUAGCUGUGUGGCCUUUGAUAAAUUAAAAUGUCUGGAAUCGGGCUGGUGAGAUGGCUCAGUGGGUAAGAGCACCCGACUGCUCUUCCGAAGGUCCAGAGUUCAAAUCCCAGCAACCACAUGGUGGCUCACAACCAUCCGUAACAAGAUCUGACUCCCUCUUCUGGUGUGUCUGAAGACAGCUACAGUGUACUUACAUAUAAUAAUAAAUAAAUCUUUAAAAAAAAAAAUAAAAUGUCUGGAAUCCCAGUCUCCUCAUGUCAGGUAACGGGAGUAGCAGCAGUAGUGUUAAGCUCACUGGGCGAAGGGAGGGCAAACCGUACUGAUAUACUUGUCACCUGGGAUACAGACGGGGCUUCUGUCAUCAUCCUAACGGGAACCAGACAGCACAAUAUGCCUCACAGACCGGCACCCCGAUGCCCUCCCCGAAUGCAACCUCAUGCCUAGACAUAAGUAAGUAGACAUACACAGAGAGAGAGAGAGAGAGAGAGAGAGAGAGAGAGAGAGAGAGAGAGAGAGAGAGGCUUUAGAAGCUCCAUUUUGGCCUUGGCCCCUCUUGGCACUGUGUUUCCCCACUGAGCUGCUAUGAUGUCCUAAGACACAGAUAGAAGCAGGGAUGGAAGAGACAGAAGAUGCUACAGGACCAGGCUCUCUACCACCACCGCCACAUCUCAUAUGGAAAUGAAAACUACAGGAUAUUCUCCGUUUGGGCCAUGCCCUUUGUGUCGUAGGGAGGUGUGUUUUUUUGUUUUUUGCUAGGCUGGGAGUAAAUAUGCUCCACAGCUUGUUGGCUUGACUUAUAGCUUUUAAUUAUGUAAAUAAGUAGGCAUCCUCUCAGAUCCCGUAGAUACCAGUGGAGACCCUCCUUGUCCAGCAGUAGCCACCUGGACCUCUGAGGCCAGUGCCAGUUUCAGUGAUGGCCUUCAUAAUUGUAUUUAGGAAACCAGUGUCAUGGAUCUUUUUAACUAUUCAAAGUGUUAUUUAUUCAUAUUGGUUCAAAGGCUGGAGAGACAGCUCACUCCACAAAAUGCUGCCAUGUGAACGUGAAGACCUGAGUUUGAACCCCAGAACCUAUGUUUUUUUGGGCUUUUUGUUUGUUUGCUUGUUUGUUUGUUUGUUUGUUUGCUUGCUUGCGUUUUUGUUUUGUUUUGUUUUGUUUUGUUUUGUUUUGUUUUUUCGAGACAGGGUUUCUCUGUGUAGCCCUGGCUGUCCUGAAACUCACUCUGUAGACCAGGCUGGCCUCGAACUCAGAAAUUCGCCUGCCUCUGCCUCCCAAGUGCUGGAAUUAAAGGUGUGCGCCAUCACGCCCGGCACUUGCUCGUUUUUAAAGGCCGGUGUGGUGACACAUGCCUGUAAUCCCAGCACUGAGAAAGCAGGGAUGAAUGGGUCCCUGAAACCUCGUGGCCAGCCAGCCUGGCCUACUCUGUGAGCCUCAGGUUUAGUGAGAGACCUUGUCUCAGAAAACAAAGCGGACAGCUCCUGACUAUGGACAGCUGAGGUUGUCUUCUGCCCUGCACACACCCUCCCCCUCAAAAGGAAACACAGCAACAAAGAAAAAAAAAUGCAGUGAGUCUAGCAUAGAGGUCUUCUCUCUGUGAGUUGUCACCUGGAUUCAAAGUCUCUCUCAAAUCCCAUCACCCACUCCAAUUCUUAAUGACAUUUACCACUUGGGACAGAUGCUUUGUCCUCCCUCAUUAGAUGAAGGCCACCUGCCUAGCCAUAUUGUCCUUUCCUCUUGCACAGCAGCCAGGGACAGAGUCCCAACACAGUGGGUGUACCAUAAGUAUUUGUGGAAUGACAGGCAGAGUGUAUUACAAACUGAUCCAUACUCCUCAGGCCUGUGUUGAUUUUUCUGGAACUGCCCUGUUGUUCAUCCCCUCCCGAGUAAACAGAUUCAGACCCUCAAGAAAAUCGGGCAGCCAAGCCCUUAACAAGCCAAGAAAGCCAGCCUUCAUUUUGAUUAUCUUUGGGCUAAGUUUGCUUGGGAAUUUGUAUCUGUAGAAAAAAAAAGUCUUAGCGUUCACCGCUGUGAGGCAAAUUUUUUGCAUUCAUUUAUUCUUUCGGUGGUUUGGCCCCAUAAAGCAAGGCUGGCCUGAGGGGAAAGCUGCCUGAAAGAAUCCAAGUUUGUCUUUAGUGGUAGAAAUUAAACAACUUCUCCAGGCCGUGCCCUCAAACUUCAGCCCCGUUUACUAUUGAAAAUUGUGUCUCAAGGGGUACAGAGAGGCGUGGGAUAAUGGGGACUGAAAAAUGUUUGAGAUUUGGACAUUUUGUUUUCUUUUUCCCUUGGAGAAUAAUCUUUUGGGAAAAACUUGGAUGAAGACCCUUAGAACCAUACAGAUUUUUUUUUUUUUUUAGUUCAAUUCAAGCCCCAAGUCAUAGCUUGAUUCAUUUUUGUGAACAAUAGACAGAGAAGUGCCCACGGAGCAUCCAAAAGGCUGAAUGAACUGCAGGAACAGGAGGGCAGGGUCUGUCCGCUGAGUGUCCCAGGCUCUGCAUGGACUCCCCAGAAGUUCCCAGUCACUCGGGAAGCCUUCAGAUGGUGGCAGCUGAAACACCAGGCCCUGUGUAGGUGUCCAGAGAAAGUCUCUGAAAACUUCCAAGAGAUGUCCAAUGUCUCCCUGAGACUCUUCUCUCAGGGUCUGCAUCAAAUUACAGGACUGUCUCGUUCCUCUGUCUCCAAGACUGCUAAGUCGCAGCCACUGGACCUAAGGCACGCUUGGAGGUCAGGCCCUGCAGACUCAGUGUCACUCAUUCAGGCCAAGCUGCCCCAGUCAUAAUGUGACAAUAGCAUAGGAACUGCUGAGGGGAGGGGGAGGUGACACAGUCAGUAAAGCUCUGGCUACAAAACCAUAAGGAGCUGGGUUCAAUCCCCUGCACCUGUGAUGGCAGCAUUGCGGCUGGGAGGAGGGUAGGAAUAAGAAGGUCUUGAGCCUUGCUGGCCAGGCUCUGCAGCCCAGUUGUCCAUCCCUGUUCACUGAGACACUCCGUCUCAAAAAGAUAAGGUGAUACUCAGAGCUGCCACUUCCGUUUUACUGAUAACGGACUAGAAUAUUUGUUUGUUUGUAUGUUGUGUCUGUCAUGUGUGCAUCACACAUACAUAGCUCCCCUGAAACUAGAGCUACAGACAGUUGUGAGCUACUGUGUGGAUGCUGGAAAUCCAACCCGGGUUCUCUAGAAGAGCAGCCAAUGCUUGUCUCUCCAGCCCUGAUGGACUAGAAUUUAAACAAAAGAAAUACUGAUGUUUUAAAUUCAUCAUUUAAGGAGACCCUGUGACUAGGCAUGUUGUCUUUAAUAACAGAAGUAGGGGCAGGCGGAUCUCUGUGAAUUUGGGGCCAGCCUGGUCUUCACAAGUUGUUCCAUACCAGUCUGGGCUACACAGUGAGACCCUGUCUCUAAAACAACACACUUCUUGAUGUGAGGGUGGGGCAUUGAGCUGAGAGCUGACCAUUUAUUGACACCCAUGUGAAAGAUGUUUCAGUGAUCUUAAUGAACACGUGCUAAGGAUUUUCGAAGCGCCAAACUUCCCUUCCCUUCAGGGAGCUCAGUGUGGCCCCAGUCCCUUCUGUAUCAGACUGGUGACGUGCAACCCCAAAGAGAUGCUCAACUCUCCUCUGAGGAUGAGUUCCAAGGAGCUGCCAGGAUAUUCCUACAGUGCUAAGCAUUUGCUCUCCUGCGGCACUGUGUCUACUCAUGACAGGACUUGUGCACCUCCUCUGGGACCCUACCUGUCAGUAGCCUUUGUGCCAUUUCUAACAGUAAUCUCUUUGGGGUAUCAGAAGGGAUGCUAAAGAAUUAGUGUAGUUAUUUACUGCUUCCAGAAUGGUUGCUUGUAUGUGAAUAUGUGGUAUGUCAAAGUCCAAGUUAGCAAAAGUAUUUCCAGUGAUAUUAAUAAAAUACUUUAAUUUCCUACAGCCCAUCAUACAAAUAAACUCUUCUGGCCCGUAUCUAGGUAAACCUCUAACUCCACACCUCUGAGGAACAUGGUGGCACACACAUUUAAUCCCAACACUUGGGAGGUAGAGGCAGGAGGACUUCUGAGUUGAAGCUAACAUGUGUCUACAUACUGAAUUCCAGAACAGUCAGGGCUAUGUUGAAAGCUCCCUCCACCCCACUCCCCAAAAGAGCAAAGAAAGGGCAUUUUUGGGUGGAGUUUCGGUUAUCAACCACGUGAGCUCUGGGAGCCACCUUGCGGAAGAUCUGCUGUCAGCAGUUCCCUGGAUGCUGACGUGGAAGAGUGCUCCGUGAAGUGGCCGUUGUGGACAGUUCUGCCAGCACUUGUGUGUCUUGACAGAGGUUGUCAGGACAGGAAGGCAUGCUUUAACUAUAACCCAAAGCCAGCCUAAGCUACAAGAGUAGUGGAAGUAGAUAGUGUCACAGCCAAAAAGAACAGGAUGUAGGCUUUAGGGCUUCCUCUCCUGAGGAAUUCCCUCUAGUCCCUGGGGCUCUGACAAGCCAAGUGGAAUAAGGGGGAAAGCGCUUGCAGGGCGCAGAGGCUGCCAGCUUGGAAGUAAGAGCCUCUGGACCAAGGUAAAAGAGGAGGUGGCUCUCAGAGUCUUAUUAAGGACUUGUUAAAGAUCUGGGAUUGAAGUCUCCCAGGAAGACUUGUGAUCAGGAUAAUGCCAAAAAGAAAGAGAUCCAGCCACGUGGAAGAAUGAACCAUGAUCUAAUUAGGGACUCCUGAGAACCACAGGAUCUAUUGAGAAACCUGGAAGUCAUCGGAGAACGGAAGUGUGGGCUGUGGUUGGUGCCUAGUGCCAUCUCUCCGUCGUACAUCUGAUUACUGUGGGAUACUAUGCAGAGACUGCAGGAGCAACUAUGCCAAAGUACCUACAGAUGAAAUGGCCCCUCCUCGAUGUCCCCUCCAGUGCUACAGUCAAGGACACAAGGUCGCCAUCUCCAGCACACUUGUAUGGGGAUCCUGCCCGUUGGAUGGUGCCUCCCACAUUCAGGUCCAACAAAGUUCCUGUUGUUCAGCACCCUCAUCACAUGCACCCGCUGACACCUCUCAUCACCUACAGCAACGACCACUUCUCCCCUGCGUCCCCUCCCACGCAUCUGUCCCCAGAGAUCGACCCAAAGACAGGAAUCCCCCGGCCCCCUCAUCCAUCUGAGCUGUCACCGUAUUACCCACUGUCUCCAGGAGCUGUCGGACAAAUCCCCCAUCCCCUCGGCUGGCUCGUCCCACAGCAAGGGCAGCCCAUGUACUCUCUCCCUCCGGGUGGUUUCCGGCAUCCUUACCCUGCCCUCGCCAUGAACGCUUCAAUGUCCAGCCUGGUCUCAAGCCGGUUCCCACACAUGGUGGCUCCUGCCCAUCCUGGUCUGCCCACCUCAGGAAUCCCCCACCCUGCCAUCGUCUCCCCCAUUGUGAAGCAGGAGCCAGCAGCCCCCAGCCUGAGCCCUGCAGUGAGUGCGAAAUCCCCAGUUACGGUGAAGAAGGAAGAGGAGAAGAAACCUCACGUGAAAAAGCCCCUGAAUGCCUUCAUGUUGUAUAUGAAGGAGAUGAGGGCCAAGGUGGUGGCCGAGUGUACCCUGAAGGAAAGUGCAGCCAUUAACCAAAUCCUGGGAAGAAAGUGGCACAACCUGUCAAGAGAAGAACAGGCCAAAUACUAUGAGCUUGCCCGGAAAGAACGGCAGCUUCACGCGCAGCUCUACCCAACCUGGUCAGCCCGGGACAACUAUGGGAAGAAGAAGAAGAGGAAGAGAGAAAAGCAGCUGUCACAGACACAGUCUCAGCAGCAAAUCCAAGAGGCAGAGGGUGCUCUGGCCUCUAAGAGCAAGAAGCCAUGCAUUCAGUACCUGCCCCCUGAGAAGCCUUGUGAUAGCCCUGCGUCUUCCCAUGGCAGCACGCUGGACUCCCCUGCGACGCCCUCCGCAGCCUUGGCCUCACCAGCUGCCCCUGCGGCUACCCACUCCGAGCAAGCGCAGCCCCUGUCGCUCACCACCAAACCGGAGGCCCGGGCCCAGCUGGCUCUCCACUCCGCUGCCUUCCUGUCGGCUAAGGCGGCCGCCAGCAACUCCAGCCAGAUGGGCAGCCAGCCCCCACUCCUAUCCAGGCCCUUGCCCUUGGGCUCUAUGCCCGCCGCUCUGCUGACCUCUCCCCCUACUUUCCCAGCUACGCUCCAUGCCCACCAGGCCCUCCCCGUGCUACAGGCCCAGCCUCUUUCCUUGGUCACCAAGUCUGCCCACUAAGCUGCCCCCGGUUCUAUGCAGGCUGUCUCGGGACUCCAAGUAGUAAUGAUUCAGAGGAGAGGAAGGGGGAAACACAAAGGAAGCAUUAUUGGUCAAUAUUUGACCACUCUGGACUGUUCUGUAAAGUGACUGGUAACAGCAGUGCCUUACCACUGUAGAUAUAACCAGUAGCUGAUCUUCAGGCUUUUUUAAAAAAAAAAAAAAAAAAAAAAAGGAGAAAACAUAAACAAAACAAAGCCUGCCCCUCUCCCCUCCCCAAAAAAAACCAUCCUUCACAAGAAAGCACUGAAAAGCAGUGUGUUGCUCCCUCCCCUUGCGCUGUGGUGGGUAUACCUGGGCGGGAGAUAUCUCUCUACCUCUUCUCUUCCUGACUCUCUGCCCUCCUUUCCGUCGUCGCUGCCAGCCCCACUUGCCCUAGCUCCCCCACCGUAUCAGCAACAUGACCAGGCCUGGAGUUCUAGCCUGACACCCUUCUCUCCAGGUCAGUCCUGUUGCCCUCGCCCAAAUGUUUGUCCUGUGUUCAGCGCCAGUUCAACCCCCUCUGUCCUCUGCCCAGUGUAAGGUUGUGGCCACGUGUGACCAUAGUUUCCCACCAUCAUCCCCUCUCCCUCUUCGGGCCCCAAUGGCCUGGACUCCAGCUUGGGGUGGGGUCCUUCUGAAAUGGUCCCCCCCCCUGCAUUUAAAGGGACUCAAGGUGCCUACCACUGCCUUCAAGAAGUCUGUUCCUCUCUGCUGCCCAGUCACGUUUUCUUUCCCGCCUCGCAGUAUCAGAGUGGCAGGCAGGCCCCAGUCCCCGAUGUCUGGCUCCUGUCACCUCCAUCUGUGCUAGUACAAUCCGCAGAAGCUCCAAGACCCUCUGCCCCUUCCCCCACCACCACCUCACAAGCUUUUUCUGUGUGUAUUUCAUUUUGUUUUUAUGGUUUUUGGAACAAUUUAAACUCCCAGUUUAUUUUCACAAGAGAAAAUAAAAUUACAGUUGCAAGAC